This is a messenger RNA of Miniopterus natalensis, 459 nucleotides long. The record is from RefSeq and is a predicted model, not a curated record. NCBI's taxonomy places the organism in Eukaryota, Metazoa, Chordata, Mammalia, Chiroptera, Miniopteridae.
AUGGACACAGGGACCAAGCACUCGACAGAACGGGAGGACCUCAGGAUGAUGCUGGCCAGAAUCAUGGCCCUGCAGGACCAGAAAGGACUGCGAGUGGGUCGGGCAGAAGUGACCACCAACACGUGGAUCCAAAAGACUGAGGCUCUAUCCAGCCACCCUCCUGCCAGUCUGAAGGAAGUGGGCCCGGGGUGCAGCACAGACUCGGAGAAGGUUGGCAUCAGGCCCCCAGCCGUGAACGUGACACACAGCCAGGCCUUGAAGGGCACAGUCACCCUGACACGCUGGGCUUUCAGCUUCUCUCCCCAGAACAUCUCACUGGGGGUCCUGCCUGAUGGGACUAGGACCAACCAGACUUGGGUGCAUAGGGUUCCCCAAGGAGAGGAACGGAGGGUCACGUGCUACGUGGACCACAGUAAGAGCCACAGUGCACACCCUGUGCCCUCUGGUGAGCUCCUGUGA